AAUAUCCUCACCAUGGAGCUCAUCGGAUUACCCCAUGAGAUCCUACUGCAAAUAGUAGGUAAUCUCUCCGAAGCAAGCUUGAAUGCUCUCACGCAAACAAACCGACAUUUCUACAAUACCCUCGAACCCCUUCUCUAUCGACAGAACGUGAAAUAUGGUAACUCUUUGGCCUUAGGCUUCGCAGCAGAACGUGGAUACAUCAAUGUUGCAGAAAAGGCAUUGAAGAAAAAUCCCAGCUUGGAAAAGAAACUACCAGCCACCCGCAAGAGCAGCAUUCAUUUUCACCACACACCACUCUGUUUUGCGACCCGAGGACGGGGCUUGUCAGUUGCAAGGUUGGUAUUGCAACAUGGCGCCAACCCGGACAACACCUGCUGCCGGAACGAUCGACUCCUGACUGGGGCUGCACGAGACGGCGACUACUACUUGGUGGGACUGCUGCUCGAGCAUGGUGCAGCUCCUGACGCAAGCAUCGACUCGGAAAGACCUCAUGGCAGACCUCUCGUUGAGGCUGUUCAGAAGCAGCAUAUAAAGAUGGUUCGACUUCUGCUGGAUCAUGGCGCCAAUCCCAACAAGAUAGGCCGUUAUGGGACGCCUCUUCAAGCCGCAGUUUCUGGGGGUCGCAUUGAAAUCGUUCGUUAUCUACUGGAUGCUGGGGCUGACAUUAACCAAAAACGCGACGACGGCAGGACGGCACUGACGGACGCCCUUGAGGCGGGGUAUUUUGAUAUUGUCCAACUCUUACUCGACAACGGGGCAGAUAUGGAACCCAAGGGAUUUGUCCUCUGCAUUGCUGCAAAGUGUGGGCAUUACCCACUUGUGGACCGACUUCUCCGACUUGGUGUGUCGACAGAGACUCGGGUGGCGUCGACGACGGUCACUGGAACGCCUUUGAUAUAUGCUACAUCGUAUGGGCUUCAGCCUUUUCCAGAGGACAUUGGCAACUCAACCAAGCGGGGCGUGGAGACGGUGAUACGAUUACUGGAGGCCGGGGCGGACCUCAAUGCGCGGGAUGACCAGGGCACCCAUAGUCUAUACUACGCAGUCCUUCAUUCAAACGUUCCAGUAGUCAACGCGAUGCUUGACCAUGACCCCAAGCUUGAUGUGGACGUAACAAGAGACGGGAGUUUCGAAACACCAUUAUGGCGAGCCGCCUACAGCUGGUCGUUGGGAGAUGCGCAAAUGGAAGAAUGCACCGAGAUUGUCCGACUGCUACUAGGGCAGUGGGCCGAUCCAAACCCUUGUGAUCCCAGAAAGCGCAUCAGUCCCCUCUGGUAUGCAGCCAAAUUUGGGCCCCCGGGAAUGGUGCAGUUGCUGCUUUCUGAAGGCGCAGAUCCCAACCUGGGCACACGGCAAUCGAUGAUAUUAUUCUCGGCAGUGAAGAGAGGACGCGAGGAAGACGUCCGCAGCCUCUUAGAACAUGGGGCAAAUCCAAACGAACACAAGGAUGACGCUCGUGGACGGAGCCCGCAAUCGCCGCUAGCUUGUGCAAUCAAAGACGGGCACUACAAGAUAGCAGAGAUGUUACUCGACUACAAUGCCGAUCCACAUGCUUCGCCAUGGAAGGAUAUCACUUCAAAAGGCAAUGUUGCAGAGUCGCCAGGGUAUUCACUUCUGGAGAAGAUCCUUGCUCGUGGGUGUGAUGUCAAUGAGCCGGACAGCGAUGGUGCAACACCCCUAUAUCUCGCGGUGAAACAAGGAAAUGUGGACGCUGCCAGGCUGCUGGUCAGGCAUGGUGCGGACCCUAACUUGGCAAUGGAUAAUGUUUCCUUAUUCUGCCUGCAUAGUGGGAAAGAGUACAGUCAGAUGGUUGAAUUACUUCGCGAGUUGGGUGCUACGAAUGCUGGUGAUGCAUUUACUGUCUUUAAUUGUGAUCGUGUUUUCCAAUUUACAAGGCGUUGACAUAGAUAUGAAUGAUGAAUUCGAGAG
Messenger RNA from Aspergillus wentii DTO 134E9, 1929 nucleotides. RefSeq lists its product as uncharacterized. The transcript has a single exon. Gene Ontology annotation, molecular function: protein binding. Lineage: Eukaryota; Fungi; Ascomycota; Eurotiomycetes; Eurotiales; Aspergillaceae. Bases 13 to 1902 code for a protein of 629 amino acids. The record is from RefSeq and is a predicted model, not a curated record.